Messenger RNA from Thlaspi arvense, 846 nucleotides. NCBI's taxonomy places the organism in Eukaryota, Viridiplantae, Streptophyta, Magnoliopsida, Brassicales, Brassicaceae. The record is from the annotation of a GenBank genome assembly.
AUGAGCUUGAAGGGUAUGAUCUCCCUCCGAAAACACUUCAAAUCAUGUGAUUCUGAUAUCAUUUUAAGCACUUUUCUAAAAUCUGGCACAACAUGGUUAAAAGGUCUCAUAUUUACUAUUCUUAACCGUGGUCAAUUUGCCCCCGAUAGUGCCAAUCACCCUCUCCUCACUUGUAAUCCUCACAACCUUGUUCUUUUCUUUGAUCUUCAAAUAUAUGAUGAUGAAAAUAAAAACCCUAAUAUAGAAAACCUACAUAAUCCAAGAAUUUUUGCUACUCAUCUUCCAUUCUCACUAUUGCCACGAUGCAUCUCAUAUUCCAAUUGCCUCAUUGUAUAUAUAUGUCGAAAUCCUAUGGAUCAGCUUAUCUCUCGUUGGCUUUUCGCUGUAAAUCAAUGUCCAGAGUACAAGGAGGCAAGUUCAAUUGAAGAACUUGUCGAGAUGUUUCAAGAGGGAAUAUGUGCGUUUGGGCCAUUUUGGGACCAUGUUUUAGAGUAUUGGAAUAAGAGUUUGGAGGAAAAAGAUAGGAUUUUGUUUCUUAAAUUUGAAGAUUUAAAAGAGGAUAUUAUAAGUCAAAUUACUAAGCUAGCAGAUUUCUUGGGAUUCCUGAAAAAAAAGAGAGGAGUGAUAGAAGAAAUAUCAAGGUUGUGCAGCAUUGAAAAUUUGAAAGGGUUAGAAGUGAACACAAGUGGAGAAUGCAUACCAGGGCUACAAAACAAUGCAUAUUUUAGGAAAGGGGAGGUGGGAGACUGGGCUAAUUAUCUAAGCUCAGCAAUAGCGGAAAAAAUAAAGAACCUGGUGGAAGAAAAAUUCAAAGGUUCUGGCAUUGAAUUCAAAAUGACUUCAUAA